AUGAGUGUAGAGGCGUACGGGCCGAGCUCGCAGACUCUCACCUUCCUGGACACGGAGGAAGCAGAGCUGCUUGGAGCCGAUACCCAGGGCUCGGAGUUCGAGUUCACCGACUUCACUCUGCCGAGUCAGACUCAGACGCAAGGCCAAACGCAGAGCCAGUUGGACAACCAGGUGAACGGACCAGACGGAGUAUCGCAGAACGGCGAAGAUGCUGUUGUGAAAACCAGUCAACUUCUGGCUGAGCUGAAUUUUGAAGAAGAUGAGGAGGACACCUAUUACACCAAGGAUCUUCCUGUGCAUGCAUGCAGUUAUUGUGGCAUCCAUGAUCCUGCUUGUGUAGUGUAUUGCAACACCAGCAAGAAAUGGUUCUGCAAUGGUCGUGGCAACACCUCUGGCAGCCAUAUUGUCAAUCACUUGGUGAGGGCCAAAUGUAAGGAGGUGACCCUGCAUAAAGAUGGCCCAUUGGGGGAGACUGUUUUGGAAUGCUACAACUGUGGCUGUCGUAAUGUCUUCCUCUUGGGCUUCAUCCCAGCCAAGGCUGAUUCUGUUGUGGUGCUCCUGUGCAGGCAGCCAUGUGCCAGUCAGAGCAGUCUGAAGGACAUUAACUGGGACAGCUCACAGUGGCAACCUCUGAUCCAGGAUCGCUGCUUUCUGUCCUGGCUGGUAAAGAUCCCGUCUGAACAGGAGCAGCUGAGGGCGCGUCAGAUCACUGCUCAGCAGAUCAACAAACUGGAGGAGCUGUGGAAGGAAAAUCCUACAGCGACACUUGAGGAUUUGGAAAAGCCUGGUGUGGACGAGGAGCCUCAGCAUGUGCUGCUUCGCUAUGAGGAUGCCUACCAGUACCAGAACAUCUUCGGCCCACUUGUAAAACUGGAGGCAGACUAUGAUAAGAAGCUCAAAGAGUCCCAGACCCAAGACAAUAUAACUGUCAGGUGGGACUUGGGACUGAAUAAAAAGAGGAUUGCUUAUUUCACACUUCCCAAGACGGAUUCAGGUGAUAUGCGUCUGAUGCAAGGGGAUGAGAUCUGCCUGCGUUAUAAGGGAGACAUGGCUCCUCUCUGGAAGGGAAUUGGACACGUCAUCAAGGUCCCUGACAACUAUGGUGAUGAGAUUGCUAUUGAACUGAGGAGUAGUGCUGGAGCUCCUGUGGAGGUGCCUCACAACUUCCAGGUGGACUUUGUGUGGAAAUCCACUUCCUUUGACCGCAUGCAGAGUGCCCUGAAAACAUUUGCAGUGGAUGAAACCUCAGUAUCUGGCUACAUCUACCACAAGCUACUUGGCCAUGAGGUGGAGGAUGUGAUCAUUAAAUGCCAGCUACCAAAGCGCUUCACUGCCCAAGGCCUGCCUGACCUCAACCACUCACAGGUAUAUGCUGUGAAGACUGUGCUGCAGCGUCCUCUCAGUCUGAUUCAGGGCCCUCCAGGUACUGGCAAGACGGUCACCUCAGCAACCAUUGUUUACCACCUGGCCAGACAGGGCAACGGGCCAGUGCUGGUGUGUGCUCCCAGUAACAUUGCUGUGGACCAGCUGACAGAGAAGAUUCACCAGACCGGGCUGAAGGUAGUGCGUCUGUGUGCUAAGAGUCGUGAGGCUAUUGAUUCUCCCGUGUCCUUCCUCGCCCUGCACAACCAGAUCCGCAACAUGGACAGUAUGCCAGAGCUGCAGAAGCUACAGCAGCUGAAGGAUGAGACUGGAGAGCUGUCCUCCUCAGAUGAGAAACGCUACAGAGCCCUUAAACGCACAGCAGAAAGAGAGCUGCUUAUGAAUGCAGAUGUGAUCUGCUGUACUUGUGUGGGUGCAGGUGAUCCUCGCCUGGCUAAGAUGCAGUUCCGCUCCAUUCUGAUAGACGAGAGCACCCAGGCCACUGAGCCAGAGUGCAUGGUACCUGUAGUGCUGGGAGCCAAGCAGCUGAUCCUGGUGGGUGACCACUGUCAGUUGGGCCCAGUGGUGAUGUGUAAAAAGGCAGCUAAAGCAGGAUUGUCUCAGUCCCUGUUUGAGAGGUUGGUGGUGCUGGGCAUCAGACCCAUCCGUCUCCAGGUGCAGUACCGUAUGCACCCUGCACUCAGCGCCUUUCCCUCCAACAUCUUCUAUGAAGGAUCCCUCCAAAAUGGAGUCACUGCCGCUGACCGCCUCAAGAAAGGCUUUGAUUUCCAGUGGCCUCAGCCAGAUAAGCCCAUGUUCUUCUAUGUGACGCAGGGCCAGGAGGAAAUCGCUAGCUCAGGCACCUCCUACCUCAACAGGACCGAGGCUGCUAAUGUGGAGAAGAUCACCACUCGCCUACUGAAGGCUGGAGCCAAACCUGACCAAAUCGGUAUCAUCACGCCGUACGAGGGACAACGUUCCUAUCUGGUGCAAUACAUGCAGUUUAGUGGCUCUCUGCACACAAAGCUGUACCAGGAGGUGGAGAUAGCUAGCGUGGAUGCCUUCCAGGGCCGAGAGAAGGACUUCAUCAUUCUGUCCUGUGUCAGGGCCAACGAGCACCAGGGCAUCGGCUUCCUCAAUGACCCGCGUAGGCUCAACGUGGCCCUCACCAGGGCGAGGUAUGGUGUAAUCAUUGUGGGGAAUCCUAAAGCUCUGUCCAAGCAGCCGCUGUGGAACCACCUGCUGAACUACUACAAGGAGCAAAAGGUUCUGGUGGAGGGACCUCUCAACAAUCUGAGAGAGAGUCUUAUGCAGUUCAGCAAACCUCGGAAGCUUGUCAACACUAUUAACCCUGGAGCUCGGUUCAUGAGCACUGCGAUGUAUGAUGCCAGAGAGGCCAUGAUACCUGGAUCAGUGUACGAUCGCAGCAGCACUGGACGUCCGUCAAAUAUGUACUUCCAGACUCACGACCAGAUUGGAAUGAUUGGGGCAGGGCCAAACCCCAUGGCCUCAAUGAACAUCCCUAUUCCCUUCAACCUGGUUAUGCCCCCCAUGCCCCCGCCAGGCUACCUGGGUCAGGUUAACGGCCCUGCUGCUGGCCGUGGAGCUCCGAAGGGUAAGACGGGUGGACGUGGGGGUCGUCAAAGGAACCGUGGCGUGGGUAACCAUGGCAGUGGGCAGGCCAACAUGGCCAGCAGCCAGGCCAGCCAGGACCUGGUGUCUCAGCCCUUCUCCCAGGGCCCCCUAACCCAGGGGUAUAUCACUAUGAGCCAGCCCUCACAGAUGAGCCAGCCAGGCCUGUCCCAGCCUGAACUCUCUCAGGACAGUUACCUGGGUGAUGAGUUCAAGUCGCAGAUGGACGUGGCAUUGUCCCAGGAUUCCACAUACCAGGGUGAACGGGCAUACCAACACGGAGGAGUGACCGGACUCUCUCAGUACUAGAGUGUUGUUGGAACGGGAGCUAGGCCUAUGCUGAGCUUAGUUCAUCAGCAUUUUAAAUCUGGGUAAAUAUUAAAAAAGAACAAACAUGGAUGCCCGUUUUCCACUGUUACAACUGAAGCACCAUGGUGUGAGAGCAACAGGAGAGAAUCAAACCAAUCACAUGAGUGAAAAAAGAGGGAGAAAAGCAGGACAGGAAGAGAGAACGAGAGAGAGAGUGGAGGGGGAAAUCACCUCACCACUCACUAAGGCUGGGGAAGGAGGAGAGAGGAGGAGACGCAGCGUAGGAGGAGACGAUGUGGGAGAGAAAACAAACGAGAUCUUCGAUCUGCAACUCCGCAAAGUCGAGGCGCCUCCUGGGGAGCAGGGGGGCCCCUCCCCUGCCUCCUCUCUCUCGCUGCCAGGCUGCAGCUGGCGGCCGCAGACCUCGCUCUGCCACCCGAGACGGAGAGAAGACGAAGUUCUCUUAUAAAACUACCUGCAAAAAAUACCAAGCUUGCUCUGUCGUCUCCACAAGCUGAAAGAGGGGGUGACGUCUUUCAAAAAAAGAAAAAUAUAUAUUAAAAAAAACGCUUUCAAGCAGCUGAUUCUGGGAAAAUUUUCCCUUCAAAGUUGAGAUCUGACAUUCAGGUACUGCCACCGGACAUCUUGAGAAUGGGGAAAAAUCAACGGAGGAUGCUUGUGUUAUUUAUUUUUGUUUUUUUGUUUUGUUUUGUUUUUUUUUGUUUUUUGUUUUUUUUUCUUUUUGUUGGUGGUGGUUUCAUCUCUGAAAACGGUGCCAGGAGUCACUAAAGAAGGAUUCAGCUCAACUUUGAGGAAAGUUUUCUGCCUGAAGUCUGUGGAGUAGAGGUUCAGGAAUGAGAGCCUGUGAGAGAUGUCACUUGCUCUCUGCUGUGAGACUCUGCUCUGGGUGAUUCACAAACAGAAAAAAGGAAAGAGGGGGGAGUCUUUUAAAAAGGGGCUUUGGGAAUUC
Molecule: messenger RNA, 4273 nt
Organism: Colossoma macropomum (tambaqui)
Lineage: Eukaryota; Metazoa; Chordata; Actinopteri; Characiformes; Serrasalmidae
Gene: upf1
Product: UPF1 RNA helicase and ATPase
Exons: 24
Coding region: 1-3303 (1100 amino acids)
Biological process (GO): nuclear-transcribed mRNA catabolic process, nonsense-mediated decay
Cellular component (GO): cytoplasm
Molecular function (GO): zinc ion binding; RNA helicase activity; ATP binding
Source: RefSeq, a predicted model, not a curated record